Messenger RNA from Alternaria novae-zelandiae, 1089 nucleotides. RefSeq lists its product as uncharacterized. The record is from RefSeq and is a predicted model, not a curated record. Lineage: Eukaryota; Fungi; Ascomycota; Dothideomycetes; Pleosporales; Pleosporaceae. The transcript has 3 exons. The coding region runs from base 1 to 1089 and encodes 362 amino acids.
AUGGGCACUGCUCCGGAGAACGUCGAUCUCCUUCGCGAGCUGGAAGCUGAAUGUGAACUCACGCUUUCUCAACUGGCGAAACCACUCCGCAAUCUGGAGGCUGGACUGGUAUGGGUGGAGGAGCAAGUAGCGAAGCUCGCCGAGCGCUCCGAUCUCGAUGGAACUGAGGCGCUGUCCGCCAAGCACAGCCGCGAGGGUAACAUAUUUCGGAUGUGGGUACAGACCUUUCUGGAAAUUGAGCAUGGGGUGGUGAAGUCAAAGUCUGCGUAUACGGAGGCUUUUGUCGAUGGCGUGGUGGAAGAAGAGGACAUUGCGAAGGACGCGUACUGGACUAUGUUGGCGGUUACUGACGUCGAGGAGCGAGCCGACGAGGAGGCCAAGAAAGCCCGCACCGGUAUCCAAGAGAUCGUUAAACGCGCCGAUAGUCUUCUCAAUCUCUGUAACUCAUUGGAAGAUCGCUAUAGAGAAGCCGGCGUCACCUUCCACAAAACCCAGCGCGCCGCCCGCAUCGCCUUGGAACUCAAUGAGGAUCUGGAUGUAGACCGUUACACAACCCUCAACAACGCCUUCGUUGUUUUAAGCUACGAAGAGAUCUUUGCUCCUCUCAUGGCUUUGGUUAAGAGUCUCACCGCGCUCCGCACAAAGGCACGACUCAUCCCAUCAUCGACCGAGGCUCAUCAGCUCAAGUUUACGCUGGAGUUCACUUUGGUUCCUGCGAUGAAUGUACUGGUCUCGGACUAUGAGAUGUUCUCGAACAAUCUGCGUAGCCUCGAACAAGAUGUGCAUGAACUGGAUGUAUUCAGCAGGCAGCAUUUCCAAUUCAACGAUCAAGGCGAGCGUUGUGCUUGGUAUGACCCCGUGUUGGAUCUAACCAAUGGCAAAAGAACUGUGCGGAGCCAUCAUAGGGAGUAUGUUUUGUUCGCCGACUGGGUUUAUAACUUACCCGAAGCGCGACGUGCUUUGGGGGUUCAAAUGGAGAUUGACGGACUGUAUGCAUCUUGUACUCUCUUUGAGGACAGGCUGUUUGUUUAUGCGAUGGAUUUGAUUUGGCAUGCGAAUGAGGGGUAUGUUGAUGAGGGUGCGCAGUAG